AUGGGUGAUGAAUAUGUUGCGUACAAAACACCUAAAACGAUAGUUGCAGAAACUGCCUACCAUUUUAUUCAGGGAGGAAUUUACGGGGCUGCAUUUGGACUUGUGACUCCAUUUCAUCCGCCAGGGUCAAGAGCAGCCCUCGAAGAAGCAGCAACCGGAGUCUUCAAGCCUGCCGCUCCAUUCAGUUCCAUAAUAUCAGUUCCGCAUAAUGCACUGAUAUUUGGAUCACUGCUUGGUGUGCAACGGUUAGGAUGUAAGACUGCCGAAUACGUCCGAAGCAGACAAGAUCUCUGGAAUGAUGUCUUUGGAUAUGGAAUCGCAUUUCCGUACUACCAAUUCUUCCUCGUCAAGCAUGUCACCAACCACAAUAGAGUUUUAGGUGGUGGAGUCAUAUUGGCGGCGGUAUAUGCUAGUCUGAUAGAAUGA
Molecule: messenger RNA, 426 nt
Organism: Cylindrotheca closterium
Lineage: Eukaryota; Bacillariophyta; Bacillariophyceae; Bacillariales; Bacillariaceae
Source: the annotation of a GenBank genome assembly